UUUCUAACACGCAAUGAGUGAUCGAAUGCUUAAAUAGCUCUUCCUGUUUUGCAUCAACAGUUCUGGUCCGAAAGGUACUGGGUUCGAAUCCCACCGUCAACACUAACUUCUUAAUCUCAUGAAAGUUUCAUUCUUCUCGAAAAUGAGUUCUUCCUACUUUCUCUCCCCUUCUCUGUUAUCAGUACCCACGAUAACAACGUCGCUCGUCAGAUUCAAUCCAACUAAAUGUAAAGCUUUAUCAGUUUCCGGUGAUUAUUCUUGCUUCCAAGUGAAGGGGUUAACCUACCGACCACCUGGGACCGAGAACAACCUUUUGAACGAUGUCAAUUUCUCCCUUCACGAGAAAAGUUUGGGCUUAAUAUUCGGACGAAGUGGAAGUGGAAAAACUACACUCUUGCAGCUUCUUGCUGGGCUAGUUAAACCGACAUCAGGAUCCAUUCAUAUUCAAAAAUAUGAUAAAGACGGGAUCCCAAAUCAAGCUCCUGAACUAUUGCCUCCUGAAAGAGUUGGCAUUGUUUUUCAGUUUCCUGAGAGGUACUUCUUGGCUGACACUGUGCUUGAAGAAGUUACAUUUGGGUGGCCAAGGCAGAAAGGAAGUGUUCAAGUGAAAGAACAGCUUGCCUUGAGACUCCAACGAGCUAUUACUUCGGUUGGAAUGAACGGGAUCUCCUUGGAUGAAGAUCCCCACGCUCUUAGUGGUGGCUACAAACGCCGACUUGCUUUAGCAAUUCAACUAGUACAAGUCCCAGACUUGUUGAUACUUGAUGAGCCUCUCGCAGGUCUUGAUUGGAAGGCACGAGCAGAUGUUGUGAAGUUACUAAAGCAUCUAAAAAAGGAACUAACGUUACUUGUCGUGAGCCAUGACCUCAAGGAGUUGUCAAACCUGGUUGACCAAUCAUGGAGGAUGGAAAUGGGUGGAGUUCUAAAGGAAGAACCUUUACCCAUUUAAAUUAUUAAUUGGUCCUGAAUCUGGAUUUUGUAAUGUACUUCUCAAUUGAAUUCAACGGUACUAUUGAUAAUAUAAUUUGACUGAUUCAUCUCUUACUUCUUAAUGGUGAUAAUGCUAUUAUUAUCUAAA
Papaver somniferum (opium poppy) is the source of this 1078-nucleotide messenger RNA. RefSeq names its product ABC transporter I family member 11, chloroplastic-like. The transcript is spliced from 10 exons. Gene Ontology annotation, cellular component: chloroplast envelope; membrane. The record is from RefSeq and is a predicted model, not a curated record. Bases 119 to 949 code for a protein of 276 amino acids. Gene Ontology annotation, biological process: transmembrane transport. Lineage: Eukaryota; Viridiplantae; Streptophyta; Magnoliopsida; Ranunculales; Papaveraceae. Gene Ontology annotation, molecular function: ATP binding; ATP hydrolysis activity; ATPase-coupled transmembrane transporter activity.